This is a messenger RNA of Aspergillus clavatus NRRL 1, 1242 nucleotides long. RefSeq names its product aminotransferase class I/II-fold pyridoxal phosphate-dependent enzyme. The record is from RefSeq and is a predicted model, not a curated record. The transcript has 3 exons. Gene Ontology annotation, biological process: biosynthetic process. Gene Ontology annotation, molecular function: pyridoxal phosphate binding. Bases 1 to 1242 code for a protein of 413 amino acids. NCBI's taxonomy places the organism in Eukaryota, Fungi, Ascomycota, Eurotiomycetes, Eurotiales, Aspergillaceae.
AUGGAUCCCUCGCCAAAAUCGCUGCGAGACUCCUUGCGUCAAGCGCUCCAUCGCAGAGAAGCCAAGUCCUCCCGUCGGCGCCUGACUGUGCUCCCGCAAUCGUCAGUGGACUUUUCGUCCAACGACUUCCUAUCGCUCUCGACCUCGACAAUUUUCCGAGAACGCUUUCUCGAGCUCCUCCAUCAGGCGCCCCCGCUGUACCCCUUCGCCAGCGGCGGGUCGCGUCUCCUGGAUGGCAACUCAACCUACGCAGAGGACCUGGAGCGAUCCAUUGCCGACUUCCACGGCGCCCCUAGCGGCCUCCUGUUCAAUUCCGGCUUCGAUGCCAACGUCGGUGUCUUCUCCUGCAUCCCGCAGCCGGGGGACCUGAUUGUGUUCGAUGAGCUCAUCCACGCGAGUGCGCGCGAGGGCAUGCGGCUGUCGAGGGCCGGCAAACGCACCCCAUUCUCGCAUAGCUGCCCCCGGAGUCUGGAAGAGGUACUGCGGGCGCAAAUUGCAGAAAAUCCAUUGAUCCAGGAUGGCUCGCGGAACGUGUUCAUCGCCAUUGAGUCCAUCUACAGCAUGGAUGGGGAUAUUGCGCCCAUCGAGGACUUUGUCGGGGUGGUGGAUCGGCUGCUUCCCCAGCGCAAUGGCUACUUCAUCGUGGACGAAGCUCACGCCACGGGGGUGUUUGGGCCUCGGGGCGCGGGGAUAGUCCAGGCACUCGGGCUGGAGAAGCGGAUGUUUAUCCGCGUCCACACGUUCGGCAAAGCGCUGGCGAGUCACGGAGCGAUCGUGCUGUGCUGCCCUGACACGAGAGACUACCUCGUCAACUACGCCCGCAGUCUGAUCUAUACGACCGCCAUGGGCUUCCCCUUCCUGGCCUCCAUCCGCGCAGCCUACGAGCUCCUAUCGGAGGGAGAAACCGAGCAGCACCAGCACAAGCUCCAGCAGCUCAUCGUCUAUCUCCGUGACCGCCUCGCGGAGAUCGAUGCCCUAGACCCCGCACUCUUCCAGGUCGAUCACUUCCCGACUUCUCCCAUCUUCUCCGUGCGUAGCCGAUACCCACGCCAAUUGGCCGCGGCUUGCCAGGGGAAAGGGUUCGUUGUCCGUGCUAUCAUGGCCCCGACCGUUCCUGCAGGCAAGGAACGGGUCAGGCUGUGUCUACAUGCUGGCAAUACCUCGGAGGAGAUCGAUGGGUUGAUUGAUACGUUCAAGCUCUGGCUGAGUCAAAAUUCAGACAAGAGGGCCGCCAGGUUAUAA